AUGGUGAAAGCGGCAGAGCUGGCCAAGAAGAAGAUGAAGCUCGGGAAAGAUGACAAGAGACGAAUCACUCAUUCACUCAAAGUAGGGUUUGCGCUUUCCUUAGUGUCGUUGAUCUAUUACUGCCAGCCGCUCUACAACAGCUUCGGCGUCUCCGCAAUGUGGGCCGUCAUGACUGUGGUGGUUGUCUUUGAAUUACACGUCGGGGCCACUCUAAGUAAAGGGUUGAAUAGAGGACUUGCUACAUUUUUUGCCGGUGCACUUGGUGUUGGCGCUCAUCACUUGGCAAGUCUCUCAGGAAAAACCGGCGAGCCCAUAAUGCUUGGUUUCUUCGUCUUUCUUCAAGCCACCAGUUCGACGUUCAUUAGGUUCUUCCCGCGAGUCAAGGCGAAGUACGACUACGGGAUGCUGAUAUUCAUACUGACCUUCGCGCUGGUGUCAGUGUCGGGCUUCCGGGAGGACGAGAUACUGGUGUUUGCGCACAAGCGGCUCUCCACCAUUGUCAUCGGUGGCUCCGCCUGCCUGAUCAUCUCCGUCAUCGUGUGUCCUGUCUGGGCCGGCGAAGACCUCCACCUCCUCAUUGCUCUCAACAUGGAAAAGCUUGCCAACUUCUUGGAAGGAUUUGGGAAUGGAUACUUGAGAGAAUCAGAAGAUAGUGACUCCAAUAAGAACAAGUCACUUUUGCAAGGAUACAAAAGUGUUCUUGGAACGAAGAGCAACGAAGAAUCUUUGGCAAAUUUUGCAAGUUGGGAACCACGUCACGGCUGGUUUGGCUUUCGUCAUCCAUGGAAGCAAUACCUAAAGAUUGGAGCUUUGAUUCGUCAAUGUGCCUAUAGAAUUGAAACCCUUGAUAGCUACCUCACCACUAAAUUCCAUGCCCCACCACAAGUUCAAACCAGACUCGAGGAGCUCUGCCUAGAGAUGAGCAGGGAAGCCGCAAGAGCUCUGAAGCAACUCGCAUCUUCCCACAAGACGAUGACCGUGCCGUCCUCCGCGACUCCCUACCUUGAGAAGUCCCGAACCGCCGCAACAGCCCUCAAGUCGCUACUCAAGACGACCUCCUGGAAGGAUGAGAACGACCACCUUACCGUCAUCCACGCCGCCACCGUUACCUCGCUCCUCCUCGAUGUCAUCGACUGCACAGACAAGAUUGCCGAGUCCGUCAACGAGCUCGCCUCCCUCGCCCGCUUCAAGACUGCAGAGAAGGCGGAAAAGCAUGUCAAGUGUGGUGAGGUUGUGCUGACUGAGAGUGCUCGAGGCAACCGUCUCGCCAGAAAAUGGGACUCCUCCGGUGAGACCGGUUCCAGCGCUGGUGAUGUAGAUACGCAGGCGUUGUGCAUAUGA
Molecule: messenger RNA, 1341 nt
Organism: Eucalyptus grandis
Lineage: Eukaryota; Viridiplantae; Streptophyta; Magnoliopsida; Myrtales; Myrtaceae
Product: aluminum-activated malate transporter 2
Exons: 6
Coding region: 1-1341 (446 amino acids)
Biological process (GO): malate transport
Cellular component (GO): plant-type vacuole membrane
Source: RefSeq, a predicted model, not a curated record